CCGAGCCAACAAUCCGCCUUAUAGUACAGAGACUCUCUACGGAGUACACAAAAGCCAGUUACCACAUAACUAUAUCGCUAACGAAUCUGCGCUUUAAAUAUUGCAUUACCCUUGCGGGAGAAAGUCAAACAAGAAUCAGGCCUAAGCCGCAGGUGCGGGAAAGCGUUCUCCUUUAUAGUUCCCAAUGACCGAGUGAAGUCAUUACGCAGCGGAUAGACAUAUCCGAGAUAAAGGCCGUAGCGAAAUUCUGGUCUGAUGCGCGAAGAUCCCACAAUCUCUGCUGGCCGGCUGCGCGAGAAACGUGAUCCUUGUUCUCGUAAAUGCGGUUGACUUUAUUCAGUUAUCUUCGCCGAAUCAUUUACGAUGCACCGGCUACGCCGAAGAACCCGUACAUGAUUGACUUUGGUAAAUGCCUUCAUGCAUUCCUAGUACAAGGGGCACGCCCAACGGGUUGGCGAUAGCAGCAAUUGGUGGAUAGCCGAUGCCCUUCGGGUUGCCACACAUGCUACAUGCAGCAGGAAACAGCGCGAGGAAUCAGCUAUCAGAGUGCGAAGUCAAUGCGGAGUACUAUCAAGAACGAGGUACAUAGUUGAUGUGCAUCGAGGAGGAAAAUCGUAAUCAUUUCGGGCUUCAGGGCCCGAUAUCGGUUUCCACACCUCCCAGUUUUACUCUGUACUCCGUAUACAACUUGGCUUUCCCUAAACCCCGGUAUACAUUAGCAUAUCUGGACUUCGUUCCGACCUUGUCCGCGCGCUUGCUCCUCUCCGAUGCGAGAAGAUCGCGAUCAACUCUCUCCACCCCAAAUCCUCGUGGCAACCAGCCCUUUACAGGCAGCCAUCUCAUUCUUCGUCGGUCCACCCUGGGACGAAUACCUCAUACCGCGGUCAAGGGUUCUCGAAGCUGCUUCUCUGUUCACGAAGGGAGACGAGGCCGGGAGCAUCGACGUCCUGGGUGGUGUAAGGAGUAUAUUGAGAAGUCUCGUGGCAUAGAGUGCUCUGUAGGGGAAAUCCGUUCGGGCGGGCGGGAGUUUGCAUAAGAAAGCAAAACCGAGGGUGUCUGAGAUGCCAGCUAAGCCAUUGUUAACGCGGGCAGGAAAAGAAAUGCGCUUCGCAGAGUUCUUCGGCGGAAACCUUCG
Messenger RNA from Coccidioides immitis RS, 1135 nucleotides. RefSeq lists its product as uncharacterized. Bases 593 to 1036 code for a protein of 147 amino acids. Lineage: Eukaryota; Fungi; Ascomycota; Eurotiomycetes; Onygenales; Onygenaceae. The record is from RefSeq and is a predicted model, not a curated record. The transcript has a single exon.